Molecule: messenger RNA, 6468 nt
Organism: Auanema sp. JU1783
Lineage: Eukaryota; Metazoa; Nematoda; Chromadorea; Rhabditida; Rhabditidae
Source: the annotation of a GenBank genome assembly
AUGAGUAAGGAACAAGUAAAAACAAAUGAACCGUCAUCAUUGGUUCAACAAGUCGAUUCCAACAGAGGCUGGCUGCAAUGGGGGACUGCGUCGUUAAAAAAAGUGGCCGAAGUAGAAGGCCGGCUUUUCAAAACAUUUGGUGUCAAUAUCUUAUCAAAAUUUGUCCCGAUUCGUUUCCAUCAUAGUGAGAUGUAUACCAUCACUACAAACCCUGAUGAAGAGAAAAAAAGUGAAAUUCCUAUUGUGUUGAUGCACGGGUUUGGCGCAGGAGUAGCCAUAUGGUGCGCCAAUCUCAAAGCAUUAGCUAAAAAUCACACAGUUCAUGCUUUCGAUCUAUUAGGUUUUGGACGAUCUUCCAGACCGAAAUUCAGCAGUGACCCUGCUAUUUCGGAGCUCGAAAUGGUGGAGUCAAUUGAAGACUGGAGAAAAGCUAUGGGGAUUGAGAAAAUGUAUCUUGUCGCACAUUCAUUUGGAGCAUAUCUAGCGACAUCGUAUACGCUAGAACAUCCUAAUAGAGUGAAACAUCUCAUUCUAGUUGACCCGUGGGGAUUCCCGGAUAGACAAUUACCUAAUGACAAACAGAUAACACCAUACCCUUGGAUGAACAUGGUUGCUCGCGUCCUCUCAAACUUCAACCCACUAGCUACUUUACGAAUUGCGGGACCUUAUGGUCCCUCAAUGGUGAAGAAGCUUAGACCCGACUUGCAGCUGAGAUACAAAAGUGAAAACCCUGAUGAUAUAUAUGAUUAUAUUUAUCAUUGCAAUGCACUAACUCCAUCUGGAGAAACAGCUUUCAGACAGAUGACAUUGCAAUUGGGUUGGGCAAAACGACCCAUGAUUCGACGUUUCCAUGGGAUCGCAGCUAACGUACCUAUAACGUUUAUUUAUGGCAGCAGAAGUUGGAUUGAUCCUGGUCCUGCUUUUGACAUCCAAUCUGAAAGAGUCGAUGUUGAUGUUCAGAUCAUUCGUGGCGCUGGUCAUCAUGUGUAUGCAGAUGCUGCUGAAGCCUUCAAUGAUGUUCUUGUUAUGGUACAAACCAUUAAAAAGGAGGUUUUUCUAAAAAGGGCUAAGAAGCUUUAUGAAGGAUGGACAGCAGGAAAAUAUGGACUUACCGAUGUUGAUGCCAUUGUAGUUUCUCUGGGUAAUUAUGGAGAGAAUAAUUAUAACAGAUCCGUAUCGUUUCAUACAUGGUUAUUCACUUAUGAAUUUAUCCAAUCGGUCCUUGUUUUAACGAAGAAAGGUAUUUAUUUCCUCUCCAGUGGUAGAAAAUUAGAAUGCUUCUCUGCAAUACUCUCCGAUACCGCUAACGGAGUUAUUCCUCCCAUCAAAACUUUUUCUAGAAACAAGGAUGAUAAUGACGGUGAGAACUUUGACAAGUUCAUCAAAUUCAUUCAAGAUGAGGGAAAUACCAUCGGACAUUUCGUUAAGGACAAGUUCGAUGGAGAUUUCAUCACCGCAUGGUAUGAGAAGUUGGAUGCUGCUGACUUCCGCAAGGUAGACCUCACAUCUCCUUUCUGUGAGCUAUUCUCUGUAAAAGACGACACUGAAAGAGAUUUAUGUAAAAAAUCUGCACAAUGUGCUAUUAACACAUGGACCUUCACCAAAAAACAAAUAGUAGAAUUCAUAUCGAAGGAAAAGAGGGUAAAGCAUGGAAAGUUCUCCUCUGAUAUUGACGAGUCUGUUGCUAAUGUGAAGGUGCAAGGCCCUUUAGCGGGUAACAAAACCAUAGACACUGCUUUCACUCCAAUUGUUAUGAGCGGUGGAGAUUAUUCUUUCAAAUGGAGCAGGGAAAGUGAUGAGAAAACGAAUAUUCAUUACGGUUGCAUUGUUACUUCACUGGGUCUUCGCUAUGAAUCUUACUGCUCUAAUGUUACACGAACCGUCCUGGUGAAUCCAAACAAAAAAAUUUCUGAGAUGUAUGAGCAUAUGCUUGCCGUUCAAGCAGAACUUGUUGCUGCUCUUAAGCCUGGAGCAAAACUUUGUGAUGUAUAUAACCAAACGGUGAAGUCGAUACAAACCCGUGAUCCAAAGCUUGCUGAGCUACUCGAUCUCAAAGAUUUUGGAUUCUUGACCGGAAUCCAGUUUCGUGAAAGCGCGAUGAUUAUCAAUGCUAAAUGUCAAGAAACUGUAAAGCCUGGUAUGGUUUUCAUAAUAUACCUUGGAGUUAACGGUAUUAAAAAUGUUGAUGCCAAGGAUGAUAGAGGCAAACAAUAUGCCAUCGCUAUUUCUGACACAGUUCUCGUAUCCGAGGAUGGACCGAAUGAAGUUCUUACAGCUGGUGCCAAAUCUCGUUUGAAAUCUAUCUCUAUUAGAUUCCAAGAUGACGAGCAUGAGGAUGCAGGAAAGGGAGAUGAGAACAAAGAGAAUUCUGAACUUCUUACAAGAGGUAAAAGAAGUGUUGUGCUGAACGAUCAAACAAGAAAUAAAACAACAAACGAAGAUAAGCGUAAAGAGCAUCAGAAAUAUUUGAGUAGAAUGCUUAAUGCUAAUGCGAAGAUGAGAUUGGCUGAGCAAAGCGGACAAUCUGACUACAAGAAAGUCAAAAAGUCGAAUACUUCCUACAAAAGCUUCGAGAAGUUCCCUGUAGAUGCCGAGAUCACCAAGCUGAACAUCUACGUUGAUAACCGUCAUGACACUGUUAUUAUGCCCAUUUUCGCAGUUCCAGUACCAUUCCAUAUUUCAAUGAUUAAAAAUUGUUCUCAAUCCGUUGAAGGAGACUUUACAUAUCUGCGUAUUAAUUUUACUCACCCUGGUUCCCAAAUUGGAAAGGAUAAUGCUUUGUUCCCCAACCCGUUAGCUACCUAUUUGAAAGAAUUAACAUAUAGAGCUAGUAAUGUAAGAGAGCCUGGAUCGAGUACGACUCCUUCCCAUAAUCUCAACACAGCAUUCCGCUUGAUCAAGGAAAUCCAGAAAAGAUUCAGAACGGAAGAAGCGGAAGAGCGUGAAAAAGAAGGUGCUGUCAAACAGGAUAAGCUUGUACUUAGUCAAGGAAAACUCAAUCCUAAAAUAAAAGAUCUCUAUGUGCGUCCAGCCAUUAUUGCAAAGCGAAUUUCCGGAAUUAUAGAAGCACAUCAAAAUGGUUUCAGAUAUUCGUCAAUGAGAGGAGACAGAAUUGAUGUUUUAUACAAUAAUAUUAAACACGCGUUUUUCCAACCUUGUGAUAAAGAGAUGAUCAUUCUUAUACAUUUCCAUUUGAAGAAUCCAGUACUUUGGGGCAAAAAGAAAUAUGAAGAUGUUCAAUUCUACACCGAAGUUGGAGAGAUAACUACUGAUCUUGGAAAGUUCCACCAUAUGCAAGAUCGUGAUGAUAUUCAAAGUGAACAGAUGGAACGAGAAAUGAGAAAGAAGCUGAACCUGACUUUCCAAAACUUUUGUGAAAAGGUUGUCAAACAGACAAACGAUCUGUUCGAUUUUGAUACUCCUUUCACUGAGCUUGGAUUCUUUGGUGUUCCACACAGAUCUUCAUGUACAUUAAAACCAACUUCAAGCUGCUUGGUCAAUCUUACUGAAUGGCCUCCAUUCAUUGUUACUCUCGAAGAAAUUGAAGUUGUGCACUUUGAAAGAGUUUCUUUCUCUUUAAAGAACUUUGAUAUGGUUUUCAUUUUCAAAGAUUACACGCGUAAAACGCAGAUGGUUCAACAAAUACCAAUGACAAGUCUCGACAAUGUCAAGGAAUGGCUUAACUCGUGUGAUAUAAGAUACACAGAAGGAAUUCAGUCUUUGAAUUGGCCGAAGAUUAUGAAGGCUAUCGUGGAUGAUCCAGAAACUUUCUUUGAGAAUGGAGGAUGGAGUUUCCUUGACUCAGAAUCUGACAACGAAGCAGAAGAAGAUGAAAGUGAGUCGGAAGAAGCUUACAGUCCCUCUGAAGAAAGUGAUGAAGAUGAAGAAAGCGAUGAAGAUGAAAGUGAAGUAACAUCAGAAGAUGAUGAAGAGGGAUCUCUCGACUCUGAUGAGUCUGAAGGAAAAGACUGGUCUGACUUGGAAGAAGAAGCUGCGAAUGCUGAUCGUAGAAAAGCAGACAACGAGGAAGAAGUCAGUAGGAAAAGGCAUGGAGGAGUAAGACCGUCCGCCCCAUCUGCUAAAAGACGAAAGAAAGCUAAAGUGAAGGGAAAAUGGGUACGCGACAAUGAGAAGAUUGGAAGUGUUUCAAUCGAACAAGCCAAUGAGAUCGCCACGAAACUCACUGGAUCAUGCAUAGAUUUGAAACUACCGCGAUGGUCAGAUCUGUGCACUAACUGGUCGAAAUGCUAUUGGAUGGAUGAGGAUGACGUGGUUACCACAAAAACAGUUUGUCUGUUGUGCAGAACCCCUGUGUUUGAACCUAUGUUUAACACUCACAUGAAAACUUUCCAUCCCUCUGAAGACAAAGAGACUGUGAAGCUAAUCAGUCAUCUACAACAGAUCAGACUUGCACGCUUCUAUGCUACUUCAGCUCUCAAGUUAGCAGAACUGGAAACCUUACUGCCUUCCUUCAAUAUCCAUGUUCUGGUAGAGUUUUUCAGAGAAAUAGGUUUCGUCGUAGAUGAGAUGAAAGAGGAUAAAAACGCGAAAACGCCUACGAGGAAACGAGUUUCUGGGAAAGCACCAUCACUACCACAGUUCAAGCCAGAUUUGGAUGUCUUAGACAAAGUCGACAUGGUUUUCGGAGUAACAGCAGGUGAUGCACAGUUGAUGGCUGAUGUCAUGAACACUGAUUACGAAACAAACAAUGAUCUAUACUAUACAAGAGCUGCCUCAAGGUUCGGGAUAAAAUGUGAUUAUUGUUAUGCUUGUCAUGUGCUCGUGAGACGAGUUAAUAACAGAAACCACAGAAAAACUGCUCAUCAUAAAGUUCAGAAUCUAGGAGAUGAGAACUUAAUACAAGCUAUAUCCCAAAGAUUGACCGAUGGCCGUAUUCUAAAAUAUAGUUGUGCAAAUCCUAUACCAAUGUGGAAGAUACAAGAAAUAUGUCCAAAUAACGAAAAAGAUACAAUAGAAAAAUUGACUCGGUUUCUGAAGGAGCGCGGUUUCAUCAUAGAUAAGUUGAAAGUCAGUAAUGAUGAGGAUGUGGCUUGGCCUUAUAUGGUAGAGAACGUUGGGCAGCUACAGUUUUCUGAGAACGAUGAUGAUAACAAAUCAUCAACAUCAUACAGUUCUUCCAUAAGCUCAACUUCCAGCACCGCAACAGUUUAUGAAAAACCUCCAGUCAGUUAUUUCAUAAUGGAUGGCAUACGAAGACAUGAGAAAGUAAUUGAAAGCAUAUUACAACUGGAGGAACUGUUUGAUCAAACAAACAAUUUAAAUCAAACUCAGUAUGCAUUUUUGUUUGGAUGGGCUUCAUUCAACUUGGUUGUGUCUAACGGAUGUAAACUGUCAGCAUUAUGUAAUUUAAAAGAUCAAGAUUUCGAAAAUCUUCAAAUGAUAAAUGACACUGAACCAUUAGCUUUGAUCAAAUUUGAUGCGCCCAAAACAGGUGAAGGUGGAUAUUUCUCUUCUUGGCUUAUUUUGGAUCGUUUAACGUAUGAUGCCUUCGUUCUUUAUCGUAAAGUGAGAGACAGAAUAAUAAGUGAAAGAGGGGGCCGAGCUCAUGGUUUUUUCUUUGUAUCUUAUUUACUGAAACAUCUUGAAGCCCGAGAUGCUGAUUAUCCGAUCAAUCAGUUCUUGCGGAUGUGUGGAAUAGAAUGGACGUUCAGAGCUAAACAUUUAGUUAGUGCUGUAAAUGAGCUGAUAGUUCGAAUAGCUGAAAAGAAUAGUCCAGACUACGCUUUACAUUUUUAUAAGCAACUCAAGGUUCGAUCUCAAAAGCAGAAAGAAGUAAUGGAAUGCGUAGAACCUCAUCCUCUCUUAGUAAAUUUAAAAGUUGUUGUGCAAAAGAAAGUUCGAAAAGAUAAGAUAAUCACAGAAAAAGACUCCGACACCGAAUCACCCCGGAUGGUGAAGCGCCCUCGAUUAGAAGAAGAUGAAGUUUCUGAAUUUUUAAUAAAGAAAUCUGAAGUUUUAGAAACGAAUGAGUCUGAAUUAAAUGAAAAAAUGACUAGCCGUCAUGCUGAAAUGGAUCAUCAAUUGACUCCAGAAAGAGGGUUGUAUGCUUACGCCACUACUCCACCUUAUUUAAGUACACAAGGUAUGACGGACAGAGAAGUAACGCAUGUGGAUGACAUUUAUAAUCAAAAAGUUUCAAGCCCAUACACAGGUUUUACAGAAGAAGUUCAAGAUGUGCAUCUUCUUCAACGUAUUCCGGAGACUUGUGAAGUUUUAACCAAAAAAGAACAUGAACAAGUUGAUAUGCUCUGUAAGAAUCUCCCAAGUCCGUAUGAAGAUUUUACAGAACAAGAUGUUCAACAUGUAAAUAUGAUGUGCCAUUCCGAUUUAUUGAAGCCAUUUGAUGUUCCACAAGAGAAUGUAAUACUUGAGCCAUGCUGCAACACAAUGUUUUCAUCUCGCGCAGCUUUCGAUUGUAUUAAUGAACUGGAGUUCACAGAUCUUUAA